AUGGCGUCCUCGUCUUCGUCGCUGCAGCUCCAGGAGCUGCUGAACUCUCCUGAUCCAAACACCAGUCCUCCUCCAACCGGGUUGGUUCUAACCGACUGUGUUCUUCUGCCUCCUCAGGCUCUGAACGGGUUCGUUCUGGUCAUCACCGCCAGCGGAACCAUCUUCUUCUCCUCCCACACCAUCCAGGACUACCUGGGCUUCCAUCAGACUGAUGUGAUGCACCAGAGCGUCUACGAGCUGGUCCACACCGAGGACCAGCAGGAGCUCCGGAGGAACCUCCACUGGGCUCUGAACCCUCCUCCUCCUCCUGCGGCGGCGACGACGGCCAUCAGCCAGGACUCGCCACCAGACGUGGAGCCCGACAGCAGCUCGUCUCUGGUCACCUACAAACCCGAGCAGCUGCCUCCAGAGAACUCGUCCUUCCUGGAGAGAAGCUUCGUCUGCCGGUUCCGCUGCCUGCUGGACAACUCCUCCGGCUUCCUGGCUCUGAACAUCCAGGGCCGCCUCAAGUUUCUGCACGGCCAGAACCAGCGGCAGGAAAACGGAGGGAAGGCGCCGCCGCAGCUCGCCUUGUUCGCCAUCGCCACGCCUCUGCAGCCGCCGUCCAUCCUGGAGAUCAGAACCAAGAACAUGAUCUUCAGAACCAAACACAAGCUGGACUUCACGCCGCUCGCCUGCGACGCAAAGGGGAAGAUCGUGUUGGGCUACACGGAGGCUGAGCUCCGGGUCCGAGGUUCUGGCUACCAGUUCAUCCACGCGGCCGACAUGUUGUACUGCGCAGAGAACCACGUCCGGAUGAUGAAGACCGGAGAAAGUGGUCUGACGGUGUUCCGGCUCCUCACCAAGGAGAACCGGUGGAAGUGGGUCCAGGCCAACGCCCGGCUGGUCUACAAGAACGGGAAAGCGGACUACAUCAUCGCCACCCAGAGACCUCUGCUGGAUGAAGAAGGAGGCGAACACCUGCGUAAGCGCUCCAUGCACCUUCCCUUCACCUACGCCACCGGCGAGGCGCUGCUCUACCAGUCCAACCAUCCCAUCGCCGUCUUCAGAGACGGAGGCCUGGAGAAGAACGGCAGCAAGUCGAAGAAGAGCCGGACCGACCGCCUGGUGAGGGACGGCGUGGACCCCGGCUCCCUGCUGGGGGCGCUCAUGAGCCAGGACGAGUCGGUGUACGUCUGCCAGCCGGCCCUGGAGCCCAAGAUGUCGUUCCACAGCAGCUUCUUCGGGGAGCAGAUGGGCUUCUCUGACCCGGAGCCCUCCGGCCUGAGGAGGAGCUGGGGCGAGCCGGCUAACGGCGGGGUGGCUCCGGCCGUCACAGAGCCCGGUACCAGCUUCGACCCGCUGCUGGCCACCCUGGACUCCCUAUCUUUGGAAGGUCAGGGGGUUGUGGACGCAGACGAGGGCGGCUGUUCGAACGGCGAGCUGUUCGGGGCUCUGGAGGGUCUCGGGCUUAGCGCCGAGGACCUGGAGCUGCUGCUGCUCGAUGAGCGGAUGAUCCGAGUCGAGAUGGACCCAGAACGAGUGCCGACGUUGGACGACCUGCUGACGAAUGACGAGAUCCUCUCGUAUAUCUACGACUCCAUUGAGGGAAAAACCGACUCGGCGGAUCACGGAGCUCAGGCGCCUCCCAGUACCUCCUCGGUCAGCUCCACGACGGUGUCGCUGCCUGGAAGCAACCAUCCGACUGACGCUACCGUGCAGAUGCAGUUUCCUCACUGUAAGCCUCCUCCGAUGGGGCAGGCUCCCAUCGUGCAGCUGUCGCAGCAGAUGCAGCAGCACCUCAGCAUGCGAACUGGUAAAGGGUCGCACGACUGGAACCAGCAGAGCGACCGCCUGACCAACACCUUAGUUAACGGAGAUCUUCUGGGACAGAACCAGUCGAUCCCCAACGGACAAUGGACAGCGCAGGACAUCCUGGCCACGGCAGGGAUUCAAAUGGAACACUUUCACGCACCGCAGACUGUUUUCAGUGACAAGGCCUCGGACCUGGACCUCCAUCAGCAGCACCAACACUACCAACCCAGGACACAGAACCAGCUCUCCCAGCAGUGCCACGCCAAACAGAAGGCAGCCAACCUCAACGGACUGAGCGGCAUCUCCAGCAGGGAGCAUCCGGCAGGAAAGUCCCAGUGGCAGGACUUUGGGUUCAGCGAGAGUCUGGGCAGCAGCUCCUGCCUCGACAACAGCCAAAAACCUCUCACCAACACCUCACUAGAGUCGUGCAUGGAUUAUAGCAUGCCCGACAUGGACAAUGCGGAUUACACUCUCAGUGGAAGCAGUUUGUUUGGGAGGCAGCAGCAGGCGGCCGAGUCCACGGUUCCGUCCUUCCAGGGGAUGAACCACAAACGGCAGCCGGAGCAGAUCCCGGUACCGCUGGCCCAGGUCCUGUCCAGCCUGUCGCAGUGUCCGCCGCCCAACGCCUCCCUGGAGCAGAUCCUCGGGGUGGGGAAGCCCUGCCGGCAGCUGGACCACUACGGCAUGGUGACCUCCGAGAUCCAGCACGAGCCCGGUCACAGUAAGAUGGAGAACGGCUGCAUCCUGAACACCUCCUACCCGGCCGGCUGCUCGCUGCCCAACGGGACCGGACCGGCGCCGCCUGCCGUCCAGCUGCCCGAGACGCUACCGAGCCUCCCCGACCCGCCGGCCACCGGCUUCUACCUCUGA
This is a messenger RNA of Stegastes partitus (bicolor damselfish), 2664 nucleotides long. Its product is annotated as aryl hydrocarbon receptor-like. The transcript has 9 exons. Gene Ontology annotation, biological process: xenobiotic metabolic process; response to xenobiotic stimulus; regulation of transcription by RNA polymerase II. Gene Ontology annotation, molecular function: transcription cis-regulatory region binding; nuclear receptor activity; protein binding. Gene Ontology annotation, cellular component: nucleus; aryl hydrocarbon receptor complex. The record is from RefSeq and is a predicted model, not a curated record. Lineage: Eukaryota; Metazoa; Chordata; Actinopteri; Pomacentridae. Bases 1 to 2664 code for a protein of 887 amino acids.